UUUCUUCAAGACCUUAAAACAUGGGCAAGAGGAAACGGAGGGAGAGACCAAGACGUGGAAACUGGCUUAAGAAUAGCCAGUCUACAGAUUGGGUACAAUCUAUCCGAAAGAAUGAUUUAUUUGAGGAAUAUUACAAGACUCUUAAUAUAGUUCCGGAAGAAGAGUUUCCUGCAUUUAUUGCAGCUAUGCAGUCAGAGCUUCCAAGCACAUUUCGCAUCACUGGAACAAGAAGUCAUGCCCAAGACCUCUUAAAUUGCAUCAGGAAAUUUUUCCUUGAUGAUAUGCACAAUAUUCAAUGUGAAGGAGGAACAGCUGACCCACCAACACCUCUUUCUUGGUAUCCUGAUGACCUAGCCUGGCAAAUCAAUUUAACGAAGAGAUUUAUCAGAAAAUCAGCAUGCAUGGAAAAGUUUCAUAAUUUUUUGGUUCAUCAAACAGAAUCUGGAAACAUUAGCCGUCAAGAGGCAGUCAGUAUGAUUCCUCCUUUGCUUCUAGAUGUCAAACCAGGUCAAAAGAUACUGGAUGCCUGUGCUGCUCCUGGCUCCAAGACUGUUCAACUUAUUGAACUUCUUCAUGGUGAGGAAUCUCAAGGAAUUCCUGAUGGUCUUGUUGUAGCAAAUGAACUUCAGAACAAGAGAUGUUACAUGCUUGUUCAUCAAAGCAAAAGACUUAAAAGUCCAUGUUGUUUAAUUACAAACCAUGAUGCAUCUCUUUUUCCUGCCAUGUUUAUCAAAGGAGAAGAUGAUAAAAAGAUACCAGUUAUGUUUGACAGAAUUUUGUGUGAUGUCCCAUGCAGUGGAGAUGGAACUCUGAGAAAAAAUCCUCAGAUAUGGAAGAAAUGGAGUCCACAGCUUGGCUUAAGUUUAUUUAGAGUGCAGCUGCGCAUUUUAGCCCGAGCAGUAGAGAUGUUGGCAACUGGAGGUCGCAUUGUAUACUCCACUUGUACUCUUAAUCCAAUUGAAAAUGAGGCAGUCAUCUGCACUUUGCUACAGAAAGCAGAAGGUGCUGUGGAACUUGUAGAUGUAUCAUCAUAUCUUCCCAAACUAAAGCGAUCCACAGGCUUGAGGACAUGGAAGAUCAUGACAAAAAACAUGAAAAUUGUUGAUAAUUGUGAUCCAGGUACAGAAUUUUUUGCAAAAGGAUUCAAACCAGAAAUGUUACCUCCAUCAGAGGAUGUUAUUGAAAAACUACACAUAGAGAGAUGUGUGAGAAUAUAUCCCCAUCAGCAGGACACUGGUGGAUUUUUCAUCGCUGUUCUUGAAAAAAAGAAGCCAUCACAUUGGGAAAAUGGAAACAGGUGUACUGAUAACCCGAGGCUACUACCCUGGGAGAGCAUGGCAGACUGGCAGGCGAGAAAAGAGGCAAAAUGCGGAAAACAGGAAGGUAAAGUUGCCUCACGGACGCCUAAUGAGACCACAAAAACUGACUCUGAUCAGAGUAAUGUGAAACAGCAAACUGAAAGAGGGACAGAAAGGUCAGAAGAGCCUGCUACUUGUGAACUUGGCAUCAACAAUCAGGUUGAUAAUGAUUAUUGUGAGCAAUCUGCAAGCACUAAUGAAGUUAUGGACUACGAACAAGACGAGUCCGACAAACUUGAUGAACUGGUUAAUGACGAUGAUUCUAACGGUGAAAAAACUGAAUUAGAUCUUGCUGAAGAUGGAGAAGCUAACAGGUUGACAAGUGAGAGUUUUGAAGAACACGACAGCACAGAAAAUGGUCAACAGGAGGAACAUUCUUCAGGCGGAAACAAAGAGAGUGAUAACGGCACUGUCAACAAUUCUGGAGAUUCGUCGCAAGUUGAUCAACCACCAGCGAAAAAAGCUAAAGUGGAAAUGAAAGGGUUUAAAGAAGACCCAUUUGUAUUUCUCAAAGAAGAUGACGAGCACUGGCCUCAAAUUAAGGAAUUUUACGGUAUAGACGAUUCUUUUCCUGCUGAUCAACUCCUGGUGAGAUCCGUUGGUGGGAAGAAAAGGAAUGUUUAUCUGGUGUCCAAAGCAGUCAAAGAUGUCAUGGAGAUGGUCACUGACGAACACAAGGUGGUUAACACAGGGAUGAAGGUGAUUGCCCGGGCAGAGGUUGACAAUGCAGGAUGUCUGUUCAGACUGAUGCAGGAGGGUAUCGAGGCUGUACUGCCAUACAUAAACAAACGCAAAGUUACCAUCCCACAGAAGGAUCUCGUCAUCUUGUUGACUCAAGACAGGCCUUUCUGCACUGAAUUUUCAAGUGCGACAAAAGAGCAGUUGGACAAAAUUGAAGAUCAAGGCUGUAUUGUGUAUGUUUAUGAACCCAACGGUCCAUACAGCUUUCCGGAGGAUACUAUAAGGAGUAGACUUGUAAUCUGUGGCUGGAAAGCUAAAGUUUCCACACGGGUCCAGAUUAGUAAAUUUGACAGAACUCACUACAGUAUACUGUGUGGUUUACCACCUGGAAAUAAGCAAAAAGGGAAGAAAGACGCAGUGGACUCAAAACAGGAAACGACUUCUAAAGAAGAUAAAGACAAUGAACAAGGUGACGACGAGAAAAACCGGGAUUUUAUCGGCGACUUUCUUAACGUGGAGCCACCAGAAGGUUCACUUGACGUGGGUUUUAUAUGAAGGCUUAUUUCUUUCGUAUACCUCCGUGUUAAGUUGUACGCUGAAUAAAAUAACUUGUCAAAGUC
This is a messenger RNA of Pocillopora damicornis (cauliflower coral), 2659 nucleotides long. Its product is annotated as RNA cytosine-C(5)-methyltransferase NSUN2. Lineage: Eukaryota; Metazoa; Cnidaria; Anthozoa; Scleractinia; Pocilloporidae. Gene Ontology annotation, molecular function: tRNA binding; tRNA (cytidine-N5)-methyltransferase activity. Gene Ontology annotation, cellular component: nucleus; cytoplasm. Gene Ontology annotation, biological process: tRNA methylation. The record is from RefSeq and is a predicted model, not a curated record.